This is a messenger RNA of Paecilomyces variotii, 1407 nucleotides long. RefSeq lists its product as hypothetical. Bases 1 to 1407 code for a protein of 468 amino acids. The record is from RefSeq and is a predicted model, not a curated record. NCBI's taxonomy places the organism in Eukaryota, Fungi, Ascomycota, Eurotiomycetes, Eurotiales, Thermoascaceae. Gene Ontology annotation, molecular function: selenium binding; protein binding. The transcript is spliced from 6 exons.
AUGGCUGGCUUUUGGUUUAGCGUCCUGGGGCUUCUUCCCCUUUCUCAAGCUCUUUCACUCCCUCCCCUCAUACCUAAGAUCCAAGGUGUGACGACGCCUCUGAUCCAACCUCUCUAUGAGCUUCUACCGGCAUUGCCCAUCUUCCAGGCGCCCCUGCCACCACUUGACAGCCCUCCUUUCACCCCCAGUAACAUUAGACCGAAGAAGAUCGGAUACUAUUGGGUCGGAGCGGGGGAUAAGGAGCAUGCCGAUUUCCUGGCUACUUACAGUCUAGAUGAUGACACCUUUGGAGAACUCAUCUAUGUGACCGACGUUCCCACUAGUGGCAACGACCCUCACCAUCUGGGAGUUUCUCAUGAUGGGAAGACCCUUGUCGGUGGAGGUCUUCUAUCACUGCUGAAGCUUCAAGACACUGCAUACUACUUCGACGUCAGCAACCCCUAUCGUCCUGCCUUCACGAAGAGCAACCGUGGUGUUCUUGCGUCCAUCGCCGACGAAAUUCGUGCAAAGCCUGAUGGGGGUUUUUUCAUUACAUACAUGGGAUCUGCUCUUGGUACAUCCCCCGGCAGGCUCAUCGAAACCGAUGCCGACUUCAACAUCAUUCAUGAAUGGCCCGAAGAUGUCGAAGGGACUCUUAAUAUCUUGGGCGAGCAGUUCUCUCCCCAUGGUAUCUCAAUUGACUGGGAGAGGAACUUCAUCCUGACCUCUGACUUCGUUGUUCCUUUGUCAAUUCUGAAGCCCAGCACGGGAGUCGUGCGUGCCAACACUCUUCGACUCUGGGACCUAAAGACUCGGACCAUCCUCAACACCAUCACUAUCCCUAACGGUUCAGGUAUCCAGGACGUGAAGUUCAUCCCUGGCAACCCUGAAGGUGCUGCUAUUGCGGCUACUGUGGGUAGCGGUCAGAUCUGGAUCGUCUAUCCUUCCCGCAAGGAUGCCAACGGCAAGCAGGGUGUCGCAGAGCUCCUCUUCGACUUGGGCGAUCAGGCUCGUGCAUCGAACCCUAUCGCCAGCUACACUGAUCUUACUCAGGAUGGCAAGUUCCUGUACGUGACGCUCACCUCGGCUAACCACGUCGCUGCUCUGGACAUUAGCGACCUCAACAACGUCAAGCGUCUCGAUGAUCCCGAUGAGGUACAUCCCAUCGUUAGCCCUCACUACAUUAAGGUCACGCCUGAUCAAAAGCACAUUGUCGUCACCGAUUACUUCGUGCAGACGGGUGAAAUCGGUAUUGUCAACGUUCCAGCCGAUUUCAAAGCACAGUACAUCGACAUCAACGAUGAUGGCAGUAUUUCCUUCAACCGUUCCAUCAAUUUCAGCCAGGAAUUUGAGAACCGUGGCGGCGGUAAGCCACAUUCUGCUGUGGUUUUCGAUCUCACAGACCCGGAGAACCCGCUGUACUACUAG